Ylistrum balloti is the source of this 585-nucleotide messenger RNA. RefSeq names its product lithostathine-1-alpha-like. The coding region runs from base 1 to 585 and encodes 194 amino acids. The record is from RefSeq and is a predicted model, not a curated record. NCBI's taxonomy places the organism in Eukaryota, Metazoa, Mollusca, Bivalvia, Pectinida, Pectinidae. The transcript is spliced from 3 exons.
AUGGGCAUUCACAGAGAUUCAGUCCAUACUGACCAUUUCAAUAUUUCAACACUUCCCACGCACAUAGGAUGUAUAUCAUUGUGUUCCUCCACGCCAGAUUGUAACUUUGUUACGUACGCAUACGACACAUCUACAUGCAGGCGUCAUAAGCAACUUCAAGGCAAACAAGUGCAAACAAGCAACAGAGUCUGGAAAAGGGAAGCAGAUUGUCAGUCACCAUUCUCAUAUAAUACAGAAAUUGGAUUGUGUGUCUUAUUCUCAGAAGUUAAGAGGAAUUGGACUGACGCUAAAGCUAACUGUGAAUCACGAGACAGUCGUCUAAUUGUCGCGGACACUGACACUAAAUUCCAUGGAGUACAAAGUUCAUAUAAAGAUUACUGGCUUAUUUGGAUCGGAGGAUUCCCGCGGACCUCGGAUGGUGAAUGGGUUUGGUUAACAGAACAACUAGUUAACAUGUCAAAGUUUCAUGUUGGUCAACCGAGUGGAGGCAAGGGUCGCUUGGCCUUCUGGAAAGAUGGAGGAGUCCUUCUUCUGGAUGAUACGUUUCCGCACGAACGACAUCACUACAUAUGUGAACUAGUAUAG